CGUUUAUCAAUAAUACCGAGAAAAAAAACCAUGGGACAUCAUAGCGCAUGGUGAGAAGACAACACCAGGCCGGCGGAGUGAAAUCGAACAGUUUAGCAACAUAUAUUUGCCAUCUCUUAUUGCCGGCUUAAUUUCGUUAUUGCAAGACACGCAUAUCCCUAUCUCAACAGGGCCGAAUCACAUCUGAGAAUGCCGCCGUCAUUAGCUGUUACCAUGUCGCAGCUGAUGCGCCGACAGGCAGAAUCUGUAUUCCAAAAGAGAAUAUUCACCGGGAAGCCAUUUCUCAAGCGUCGAACGAUAUCCUUCCAGACAGUUCCGCAUACGAGAUCUAUCUCUCAACAAAGUCCCCGAGGCCAUCUCGCGACGAAAAGAAUCAACAAUCCCUUCUUCCGACGUCAUUUCUUCCAGCAGAGAUUCUCAUCUGCUCAAGCUCAAACACCACCACAGUCGUUGUCGCAGCGUCUAAAGAACUUGUCUCGCGAAUAUGGAUGGUCUGCCGUUGGUGUUUACUUGGCCCUUUCUGUGCUCGAUUUCCCAUUUUGCUUUGCGACAGUGAGACUUCUCGGCGUUGAACGGAUCGGUCAUUUUGAACAUGUAGUGAUGGAAAGAGUGAAGGGUGCAUUUGGGAACCUUUGGCCAUUGAAAAAGGACUCGGAUGACACAGCUGUGGGGACUAGGGAUGAUCUCAACGAGGAAAUAGAUGACCACGGCGUUAUUGAGGCUCGUAGGAGAAAUGCCGAAGAAGGUGCAAGCAUAUGGACUCAACUUGCCCUGGCGUACGCGAUCCACAAGAGCUUCAUCUUUCUCCGAGUACCUCUCACUGCUGCUGUGACACCGAAAGUUGUUAAGACUCUUAGGCGAUGGGGUUGGAAUAUCGGCAAGAAGACGCCCAAAGCAAAGUAAUAGGGCGACGCAAUCAAUCGGCCAUUCCUCUUAACGUCCACACGACAUAGUGGCCGCCCCUGCGCAACUCUCACCUCCUCUCACAUAAAGUCGUGGAUUGGAUGUAUUAUAUGUUUGGCUUACACUCUCCUCUGCUCUUGGGACUUCCACCAGAGAUUUAGAAAGAUCUGAAACCUUAAUGUUCUGCUAUAUUGACGUAAUGUAUUAUAGAGAUUACAAUAGAAUGAAGUAUAAAUAGGAAUCGUUUGCAGUCUACA
This is a messenger RNA of Talaromyces proteolyticus, 1160 nucleotides long. RefSeq names its product putative peptide alpha-N-acetyltransferase Nat2. The transcript has 2 exons. Lineage: Eukaryota; Fungi; Ascomycota; Eurotiomycetes; Eurotiales; Trichocomaceae. The record is from RefSeq and is a predicted model, not a curated record. Bases 190 to 903 code for a protein of 237 amino acids. Gene Ontology annotation, cellular component: mitochondrion.